AUGGAUUCAGAGUGCUUAACGUGUGGCGCAAAAAUUCCAAACGGGUCCUCGAUACAGGCAGAUCGAAUAGAAGUACGAGAUGCCCUCCAGCAACAUUUUUGGUUUAAGAUUGAAGAUUGCCAAAAUCAAAUCUUGUGUGAUAAUUGCUGGAGAAAGAUACACGACUUUCAUCAGUUCUUUUGUGAGGUAAAAGCCCGUUGGAACAAAAAUCCGGAAUUACUGGAAUUGAAAAUGGAACAAUGUUUUGGUGUAGAACCGGCUUCCGAAGACAGUCCCGAGGAAAUUGUGUUUGCAUGUGAAUUGAUCAAAGGCGAACAUGACGAUGAAAAGCCCGGUGAAACUGAUGGUGAUCAGAAACGGUGUGUCACACCUACUGAGCAAGAGACCAUUUAUGAUAAGGAGGAUAGUUCAACAGAAGAGUCUUCUAUUCCCAUCCAAGAGAGACUUUCAAAGAACUUCAAAAAACGUAGAGAGGCUGCGGAUGAAUUUCAUUCGCAAAGGAAGAAAAAGCGUAUCGCAACUGUAGUAAUAGAAAAGAAGUCUACUCCUAAUUCGGAACGCAAAUUUCCGUGUAAUAUUUGUAAUCUAACGAAAAACUUCAAACGCGACGAAGAUCUUCAAGUUCAUAAGACCCUCUACCAUGCCAACGAGGCGGAAAAAGUCCACAAAUGCAACCAAUGCGAAAAAUCAUUUACAACCGAAUGGCAGCUUUCCGGUCACCUAAGUUGGCACAAGAAUGUGAAAAAUUUAGGUAUUUUCUGCGAACAAUGCAAUAAGUACUUUAGCACCGUGCGUAUAAAAAAUGCCCAUAUACGGGCACACCACGCGGCGCCCUCAACUAAGUCAUCCAUCGAUUUCAAUGAUAAUCAAGACAAGCCCACUGAAGAGACAUCGUUGUCAACCGGCUCAAGGAAGAAACCUGCCGAAAGAGUCGCUGAGGAAGACAAUCUUAUUCGCCGCUUUUGUACGUUGCUUUGCGAGCUAUGUGAUAACAUUAGUGAUACCUUCUCUCAGCUGUGGAAGCACUAUAAAAACGCGCAUGGUCAGCGAGCAUAUGCAGUAUGCUGCGGACGGAAAUUUGGCCGUAAACAAAUGCUGUACGAUCACUGUCUGCUGCACAUCGACCCGAAAAGGUUUCGAUGUGAAGAAUGUGACAAAACCUUCAAUAAUCACGAGGCACUAGAAAAGCAUAACCAAUGGGUGCACACGCCCGACUCGGAAAAACCUUUCAAAUGCGAAAUCUGCGAUGUUGCUUAUUUCAAAAAAUUCCUCCUGCGAAAUCACAUGAAGUAUCACAUCGCAAUGGAACAGAAGACGUUUCAGUGUCUAGAAUGCGACAAAUCGUUCGGCACCGACCUCUUACUGCGAAGUCAUCAGCAAAACAUUCACGGUGCCUCCAGCAGCUGGGUCUGCGAGAUAUGCGCCAAAGGAUUUGUCUAUCAGUCGUUACUGGAAAAGCAUCGCCUAUCGCAUUCAGCCGAGGGAGUGGCCAGUUUGAAGGUUCAAUGCGAGCACUGCAGCAAAUGGUUGACAACGAAAGCAGGUCUGUACAACCACCUGAAACGAUGCCAAGCGAGUGGGACGGCGACUUGUGACGUUUGCGGAAAGAAACUGGCCAACCAGCCUGCCCUGGUGAGACACAAGCGCGAUAUGCACGCGAAACGACCGGCACUGUUCUGCAAUUUUUGCGGGAAACAGUUCCGGCAAGUGCUUCGCUUGAAGGAACACGAGGCUACGCAUCGGGGAGAAAUUCUGUACAAUUGCCCCUAUUGUCCGAUGGCGUGUAACUCAAGUGCCGUAAUGCACGCGCACAAAAAAACCGUUCACGCCGAACUUUGGGCUGCUCGGAUGCGGAAAAAAUUCUUUGAGCGGUAA
This is a messenger RNA of Sabethes cyaneus, 1875 nucleotides long. Its product is annotated as zinc finger protein 62 homolog. Gene Ontology annotation, molecular function: RNA polymerase II transcription regulatory region sequence-specific DNA binding; DNA-binding transcription factor activity, RNA polymerase II-specific. Gene Ontology annotation, biological process: regulation of transcription by RNA polymerase II. NCBI's taxonomy places the organism in Eukaryota, Metazoa, Arthropoda, Insecta, Diptera, Culicidae. Gene Ontology annotation, cellular component: nucleus. The record is from RefSeq and is a predicted model, not a curated record. Bases 1 to 1875 code for a protein of 624 amino acids. The transcript has 6 exons.